Cryptotermes secundus is the source of this 3186-nucleotide messenger RNA. RefSeq names its product sorting nexin-14. The transcript has 19 exons. Gene Ontology annotation, molecular function: phosphatidylinositol-3,5-bisphosphate binding. Bases 127 to 2922 code for a protein of 931 amino acids. Gene Ontology annotation, biological process: autophagosome maturation. Lineage: Eukaryota; Metazoa; Arthropoda; Insecta; Blattodea; Kalotermitidae. The record is from RefSeq and is a predicted model, not a curated record. Gene Ontology annotation, cellular component: late endosome.
UCCAUGUCAAAAGUAGGAGGGGGAAAUGUGCGGGCAUGUAUAAUCGUAGUGCUAUUUGUAUUUAGUUUAAGCUUGAAAUAAUGCUGAAGUACUGAAGACAGGGUUCUGUGAAUUCCUGGUCGGAAAAUGGACGAGAAUGAAGCCAAGAUACACAUAUUUUUAAUUUGGAACGAUAAACUAGCGCGAACGUCGGUUUUAGUUAUUAUAAUACUGUGUCUGUUUUUGUCAAUAUCGUUAAGUUUCCUCUCCGGAAUUUUUGUGUUAGCAGCUUACAUUGGAGGUUUCAUAAUUUUUAAUUCCAUAUUCAACUACAGAUCUGAGGCUCCAAACUUAUUGUCACUAGUGACUGGAAAACAGCGGGGUACAGCUUCUGUACAGCCGUUAAAAGCAUGGUGUGCUGUGUGUGGUAGUGGGAAAUGUAAUCGGCAUCGUCCCAGCUCUAGCGCACAUGCUCAGCAACCAUGGAUUGGUUUAGAAGUCCCAGAUGAAAUUGAUGAAGCUAUUGAAGAUUUCCUGAACAAAACUUUAAAGGAGUUUGUAUAUUCAUGGUACAACAAUCUCUCAGCUGAUGAGACUUUUGUACUGGAACUAAGACAAAGUAUUCGUUAUGCUGCUAGUGUGUUACUUCGCAGAGGAUUGCAGGUAGAUUUGGCUCAUGUGAUUAUAAACAAGUUGAUCCCAGCUGGUCUGAGUCACUUGGAUGAUUAUCUGGGUGCUCUGCGGCUGUCCAGUAGACAGCGAAUGCCCUUGGAAAAGGCUGCCCUGCAGUAUCUAGGUCCCCGUGUCCAUCCUGCUGCCAGAAAUCGAGACAACGAACUAUCAUAUCUACGACAGCUAACAACUUUACUCCUUGUGCAGCUAUUGCCACCUAACCAACUGUACUGCAAGAACUUCAGUGUACUGAUUCGAGAGUUACUGAGUGGGUGGAUUCUCCUCCCAGUUACAGAUGUUUUAGCAGAUCCAGCAAUUGUGAACAGCUUGCUGUUGCUUCUUCUAGAUAAUUACACACUUUCUCAAUAUCCUGAUCGGCCUCCAACAAGAGUUGAGUUCCUGGCACGAUUUGUUUCAUCUGUACCUGUUUUCCAUGGUUCUGCCUUAAGACUAGAUCUGUCAAGUGUACUCAAAGACCAGUCUUUGCUGUAUCCCUUCAUGCAGUUUUUGAAGGGUGAGGGCUGUGUAAACAUCUUGCAGUUUUGUUUGGAUGUUGAAGAAUUCAAUCGCAAGAUGUUGACACCAGAUUUGAGUAAACAGGAUCUUGAGAAUCUGUAUGAGGAAGCUUGGGAUCUGUUCUCAGUGUACUUCAGUGUGGAAUCCCCAGAUAAGAUUCACUUCUCACAGCAGCUUGUCACUGAGAUGCAUACAGUUUUACAAGAACCAGCUGAAAACAUUAUAAAACUUCGUACUACACCACCACUGUUUCAAGCCUAUGAAUAUGCCUACAGUCUGCUGGAGAACUCACUUUGCCCCCUGUUUCAUGAAAGUGAUGAUUACUUCAUCUUCCUGUGUGGACAGAGGCUGCCUAGUGGUUAUAGUAAAAGUGGAUCAAGUUCUCCUAUGCUGCAAGGAUCUCCUGCUAAAGGAAGGUCAACAAAGAAGUGGAGUGAUGGUGGGGCAGUGGCUCGCCUGAGCAGUCGACUUCACAAAAUCAAGGGGGCACUGCGAGUGCAGCCUGUAGAGGGGCAUGCAUACGAUACUAAUUCAACACUGGAUUUGGCUGGGACUGAAUUUGCUGAGGAUCUUCAGUUAUCUGAUACAUCAGAAUCUUACAGAGAUCUUAGUGCUUGGAGAAUAUCAAUUCCAUGUGUGGAUUCUCGCCAGGAUGCAAACAACAAACCAUACCCAGUGUUUAACAUUGAUGUUCAACGAAUUGAUGUGAAAUCAGAAGAGGAUCCAGAGUUGUACCAUUGGACAGUUGAUCGUCGCUACCAUGACUUCUACACUUUGGAGUCAAAACUGACUGAAUUUCAUGGGGAAUUUCCUGAUACUCAGUUGCCUCCCAAGCGCAUUUUCUUUGGUCCACGUGGCACUGAAUUUAUGGAAUCUAAACGGCAGGUAUUUGAAGAAUUUCUGCAGCGUCUUCUUCAGAAGCCUACACUGCGAGGAAGUGAUCUAUUGCAUUCAUUCCUACGCUCCUCAGGGGAGUUUGUUCCAGCAGGCCCUGGAGGCAUUGCAGGAGCCAUGCCUGAGGGUUUGGGCCGCAUGAUCCGACGUUCAGUCCCGUUACGGCUCCGCAAAGAGAGGGGACAACAUCUUGAUACAUUCCUGAAUGCAUUUAUAGCCUCAACUGAGGGCAGCAAAACAAAGCCCAGCAAGUAUGAGUGGAAAGAUAUGAGUGUAGAGACCCCAAGAAAAGUCCGCUGUCUUACCAAGACAGUAUUCCAGAAUAACUUUGCUGUAGCAAGCAGUCAACCUCUGUUUGCUCUGUCUACCACCAGAUCACCUUCCAAUAGUAGUCUGCCUGUUCAGGGGGUGUUUGAUUGCCUCCUGUACCUUGCUGUGCGAUUGUUUGGAGCACCACAGGCUGCUGUGAGGGUGGCCAUGGCAAUCCGCGCAGUGGCACACAAUACUGUGAAUGCACUCUGCAGUUUCUAUUUGGAUCGCAAACUAAGGAAACUUCUCAUUGCUCCAAGACUUGCUCAUCUUGUGAGACUGCUUCAAGGUGCAGUUUUCCAGCCCAAAGGAUCAACACCAUCACCGGCAGAGCUGGAGGUACGAGCUGCUCGAGCCCUAGCCCAGCUACAGACGUUGGUUCCUAAUUAUAUUGCUCGCUGGGCUGGCCCAGCAUAUCAAGCAGGCCUACUCACUCUUUUCAGUGCACUACAAUCUCCCGCACUGAACAAGCAGUUGGUUUACACACUAUUGGAUGUUGUGGCAGCAGAAUUAUAUCCAGACUUGGCAACCAGUGAAAUAUCACCACAAUAACUAUAGCAUCACCACCAACAACAACAAUAACAACAACAAAAAACUCAACAGUAGUAGCAGUAGUAGUAAUAGUUGUAACAGUACUGGUGAUGAUGAUAAGAAUAAUAAUAAAUUUAAAAUGUGUCACUACAACUUGUAAUAUGCCCUGCUGAAAAAUUUAUUGUUGCUUAAAGUAGCUGUAUGAUCUCAUGGCUGCAUUUAUUAUUGUUAUUAUUUAGUUAUAUAUAUUUGUUGUGUAAUAAAUAAAUUCUCCUUCACUUCUUU